Paracoccidioides lutzii Pb01 is the source of this 4374-nucleotide messenger RNA. RefSeq names its product DNA-directed RNA polymerase III subunit RPC1. Gene Ontology annotation, molecular function: DNA-directed RNA polymerase activity; DNA binding. Gene Ontology annotation, biological process: DNA-templated transcription. The record is from RefSeq and is a predicted model, not a curated record. The transcript is spliced from 3 exons. Bases 1 to 4374 code for a protein of 1457 amino acids.
AUGCAGUCCGCAGAGGCUGCACAGAUCGACCUGGGUAAAGCCCAGGUCAUGGAUCGCAUACCAAAAAUUAUCAAGGAGAUCAAAUUUGGAGUUCUCUCAACCCAGGAUAUCGUGAGCCAAGCCGUUGUCGAAGUUUCGGAUAGGAAGCUCUUCGAUCUCGAAAAAGACCGUGCCAUCGUACCCCACGGUCCUCUCGAUGGCCGCAUGGGGAUCUCCAGCAAAUCGGGCACUUGCGAUACUUGUGGCGGAGGGCUGCAAAUAUGCAGCGGACAUUUUGGGCAUGUGAGGUUGGUCUUGCCAGCUUUUCAUGUGGGCUACUUCAAACUGGUUAUUAGCAUUCUUCAGGAGAUAUGCAAGGAUUGCUCGCAUAUCCUCCUACCCGAACCAGAGCGGCGGUCGUUUCUAAAAGAACUUCGCAGACCUGGAAUCGAUAACCUCCGACGCAUGCAGAUUGUGAAAAAGAUCAACGAGAGAUGCCGAAAGACACGGACAUGCUACAACUGCAAUGCCAUCAACGGCGUGGUGAAGAAAGCUGGAACCAGCGCUUUGAAAAUCUCACACGAGAAAUUCAGGGCCUUCAACACAUCAACGUCGGUGAAGAAGGUACCCCCACCUAGCAAAAUUUUCUUCGAUAAGUCGUUUGAGGAAGCGAAGAAGAGCAAUCCGGAGAUCGAGAAACAUUUUAAAAAGGCGCAUGAUGAUCUCCAUCCGCUCCGUGUGCUGAAGCUGUUCCGUCGCAUUUCGAACGAAGAUUGCGAGCUACUCGGUCUGAACCCUGCGGAAGCUAGACCUGAGGUGUUUCUGUGGCAAUAUAUUCCCGCUCCGCCUGUGUGCAUUAGGCCGUCGGUAGGACAGGAGGCUGCUAGCACUGAAGACGAUCUGACUGCAAAACUGGGGGAUAUUAUUCAGAGCAAUAUGAAUCUGAAAAACGCGUUGAACAAAGGCGCCCCUGUUCAAACCAUCAUCGAAUGCUGGGAUCACAUGCAGUUACAGCUUGCAGUGUACAUCAAUAGUGACGUUCCGGGUCUGCAAAAGGCCGAUUUUGGAAAGCCGAUUCGAGGUUUUUGUCAACGACUUAAAGGAAAACAGGGGCGAUUCCGUGGAAACCUCUCGGGGAAACGUGUUGAUUUUUCUAGCAGAACUGUCAUAUCUCCCGAUCCCAAUCUCCGGAUCGAUGAGGUUGCAGUGCCCAUUCUAGUUGCUAUGAACAUGACUUACCCGGAGCAGGUUACGAGGUAUAACAAGGACAAACUGCGACAGUGUGUUCGCAACGGUACAAAGACCUGGCCAGGUGCGAAUUAUGUUCUCAAGAAGAGCCAAAAUUUUAAAAUGAACCUGAAGUUCGGUAACCCAAACCUGAUUGCGAAUGAGCUGGAGGAGGGAGAUAUUGUCGAACGCCAUAUUGAGGACGGAGAUAUUGUUUUGUUCAACCGACAACCUUCUCUGCAUAAGCUCAGUAUUUUAUCACAUUUUGUCAAAGUCAGACCACACAGGACAUUUCGUCUUAACGAGUGCGUAUGCAACCCUUACAACGCAGAUUUUGACGGAGACGAAAUGAACCUACACGUGCCGCAGACAGAAGAGGCGAGGGCGGAAGCGAUGGAGUUAAUGGGAGUGAAGAAUAACCUGGUUACCCCCAAAAACGGCGAACCCAUCAUUUCUGCUAUUCAGGAUUUCAUCACUGCUGCCUACAUGCUAAGCAGUAAGAAUGUUUUCUACGAUCGCAAAACCUUCACGCAAGUUUGCCUGUACAUGCUGUUACCUGGCACCAGAUUUGACCUCCCUCCUCCUUCAAUCCUGAAGCCUCAGAUGUUAUGGACGGGAAAACAAGUUUUCAACAUAUUGAUGCGACCCAAUAAGGAUUCUCCAGUCCUAGUCAAUUUAGACGCCGCCUGUCGAGAAUUCAAAGCUCCCAAAGGAACACCUCGCGACCUAGAUGCUAAUGAUCGCUGGCUCUGCAUUCGGAACUCAGAAGUCAUGUGUGGUGUCAUGGAUAAAUAUACGAUUGGGUCCGGCAAAAAGGAUUCCGUAUUUUACGUCAUGCUUCGAGAUUACGGACCUGCUAUUGCGGCUGAGGGGAUGAACCGUCUCUCAAGGCUAUGUGCCAGAUGGAUCACGGACCUCGGUUUCUCGAUCGGAAUCACUGACGUAUAUCCAGGCGACCGACUAUUGGAAGAGAAGAAAGAACUGGUAGAGCAUGCAUAUGUGCAGUGCGAUGAGGUGAUUCAAAAAUUCAAAUCUGGAAAUCUUGAAAAGGCCCCAGGGUGCGACGAGCAGAUGACUAUGGAGAACAUAAUAUCAGGUAUUCUCAGUAAAGUUCGUCAGCAAGCUGGUGACCUCUGUAUUUCGGAACUAAGCAGAUGGAACACUCCCUUGAUAAUGGCCACUUCUGGAUCCAAGGGUUCGAACAUCAACGUCGCCCAGAUGGUUGCGCUCGUCGGUCAGCAGAUUAUUGGAGGUCAGCGAGUUCAGGAUGGAUUUCAAGAUCGAACGCUGCCUCACUUUCCCAAGCAUGCUCGCCAGCCUCCGGCGAAAGGUUUCGUGCAGAACAGCUUCUUUUCUGGCUUGAGUCCGACAGAGUUUCUCUUCCAUGCUAUUUCUGGAAGAGAAGGUCUCGUUGAUACAGCCGUUAAGACUGCAGAGACUGGUUACAUGUCCCGUCGGUUAAUGAAAUCACUUGAGGAUCUGUCAACGCGAUACGACGGAACUGUCAGAAACUCGUCUUCGAGCAUCGUUCAGUUCCAAUACGGUGAUGAUAAAUUAGAUCCCGUUGAUAUGGAGGGCAACGCUAGGCCAGUUAACUUUGACCGGACUUUUACUCACUCCGAAGUGACUACUUUCGAUAACUCUGACAAGGGCCUUCUUCCGGAUGAAAUCAUGACGCUAUGCCAAAGCCUGCUUGCCAAAGAACGGGCUAGACUUAAUAGAUAUGACUUGAUGGGCAAUCGUUUAGAUUAUAUGGAUCGAAGCGAUAAUGGCAUUGACCAGCUGGAAAGUGCCCGAGAUUAUCUUCAGUCCAUUGAGGAUUAUAUAAGUUCCAAGGCUGAAAAGCUGAGGUCGAUUGACGGAGGAAACAAUGGCCAGGGAAGAGGAAGAGGUAUCAAUCACACAGCCAAAAUAUCGGCCAGGACACUCGCCGCGUUCAUCACCUCGUGUCUGGUCAAGUAUAAGAAGGCUCAAGUUGAACCUGGCCAUGCUGUUGGUGCUGUUGGUGCACAGUCGAUUGGAGAGCCAGGAACGCAGAUGACCCUGAAAACUUUCCAUUUCGCUGGUGUUGCCGGUAUGAGCAUCACUCAGGGUGUACCUCGUAUCAAGGAAAUCAUCAACGCCUCCAAGGAAAUCAGUACACCAGUCAUCACCUGUCAGCUUGUGAAUAAAGGGGAUCUUCGCGCUGCACAGAUUGUCAAAGGUCGAGUUGAGAAGACAUUUAUGCGAGAUGUCAUUUAUUAUAUCGAGGAAGAUUGGACGGGGAACGACGCAUAUAUCAACAUCAAAAUUGACUUCUCUACCAUUCAAAACCUACAGCUCGAACUGGGUCUACAAGAUAUCCUCGCAGCCAUAAAGAAACACAAACGAUUCAAAUCCGCUGAUCUAAAAUUCCGGUCGUUCGGCUCGCACAUCCACAUCUUUGUCGAUCAGCAAGCCACCCGAACCGCCCUCUCCAAAUCCGAAGAGGCCGCUACUGGUGCUGAUCCCUACAUUCGCCUCAAGCACCUCAAACGCCUCAUCCCCACCAUCCAGGUUCUCGGGCACCCCCAGUGCUCCCGAGCUAUUAUCCGCACGGACGAAACAUGCACCACCAACACACUCCUUGUCGAAGGCUACGGCCUGCGUGACUGCAUGACCACCGACGGCAUAGACGGCCGUAACACCCGCACCAACAACAUCAUGGAAACCCGUUUGGUUCUCGGCAUCGAGGCAGCGCGAACGACCAUCGUCGAAGAAAUCGGCGAAGUCAUGAAAGACAUGGCUAUCGACCCGCGGCACAUGCAACUGCUCGCAGACGUCAUGACCUACAAGGGUGAGGUGCUGGGCAUUACGCGCUUCGGGCUUGCCAAGAUGCGGGACUCCGUGCUGCAACUUGCCAGUUUCGAAAAGACGGCAGAUCACCUGUUCGACGCUGGUGGGGCGGGGAGGACGGAUCUUAUUGAGGGUGUGUCAGAAUGUAUUAUUGUAGGAAAGGGCAUCUCGCUGGGAACGGGGUCGAUGGAAGUGAUUCGGGCGCUGAAUUUCAGUGAGGGCCAGAUUGGACCACGGAAGACGGUGUUCGAGGAUGCGUGGGGGGAGCUUUGUGAGGGGCGGCGGUCCGGUGCUAACGCAGGGGCCGGGAAGGGAGCGCAGGCGAGCGCGGGGAAGAGAAAAAGGGAAGAAUAA